AACUCCGGUGUAUCCCAGUAUCUCCAAGUUAUCAACAUUGAUCAGCCAGACGGUAUGACAUCUAAAGGAGUGGCAAGACUCAGCAGAUUUUAAAGUGGGGAAACAACUUUUUUAGAAAAUCGGUUUUAAACGGAUUUCUACACGUUGGAAGUUUACACGCAGCAGCGGAUGGCCAUCUCUGUGGUUGAUGUGGGACCUGCUAAUGCGAGAACAACACCAAUCUGAACCUAUGACUGAGUAAUGAACCUAAACCCCUUCUGGAGCAUGUCUGCCAACACAAGUCGCAAGCAGAGAGCUGAAGAGGAGCAGAGUGGUGGGCACACAGACCAGAGAGCCAGCCCAGCCAGGACUCACUUUGGCAAAAAGGUCCUUCCACCCAUUCCUAAGAAUGCAACCCCCAUUACCAAACCUCCAUCGAUGGGCAGUGCAGCCCACUCAGCCAAUGGCACACAUGCCUCCUAUGGCCCGUUUUACCUGGAGUACUCUCUACUGGCAGAGUUCACACUCGUGAUUAAGCAGAAACUCCCUGGAAUUUAUGUCCAGCCAUCCUACAAGUCGGCACUAAUGUGGUUUGGGGUCAUUUUCAUCAGGCAUGGUUUGUAUCAAGAUGGUGUCUUCAAAUUCACUGUGUAUAUUCCAGACAACUAUCCAGACGGGGAGUGUCCUAAAUUGGUAUUCGACAUCCCAGUCUUCCAUCCUCUUGUCGACCCCGUAUCUGGAGAGCUGGAUGUCAGAAGAGCUUUCACCAAAUGGAGACGGAAUCACAACCAUAUCUGGCAAGUCUUGAUGUAUGCACGUACAGUUUUUUACAAGAUCAACACMACGGAGCCACUAAACCCAGAAGCAGCAGUGCUGUAUGAAAAAGAUAUACAGCUGUUCAAAAGCAAAGUGGUGGACAGUGUCAAACUAUGCAACAGUCAUCUUUUUGACCAGCCUAAGAUAGAUGAUCCUUACGCAAUAAGUUUCUCUCCAUGGAACCCAGCASUGCAUGAAGAGGCAAAAGAGAGGAUGUUCACAUACAAGAAACGACCUGAGGAAUAUCACAGAGGAACACAGGUGUCAGGGUUAUCUUGGGUAAAGCCUGGUUCAACCCAACCUUUCAGCAAAGAAGAUGGUCCUCCUCAGAGCUGAAACUGCACUGCGUGCCCUGGCCACUAGAUGGAGACAAACGUCAACUGCUACACCGUUGGCUUUCUUCAGCUGCUUGUGUAGUGGACUCUUGAAAUGGUUGGGAGAACUUAAUUUUUAUCUCCACUUUACUGCUCAGCUUUAAAAGCUCUUUAGUAGGCUGCUCUUGACACAGCUGUAGAACAAGGAAGAAUAGUUUUGUAUCACGUGUAAAUUGCAAAUGACAAAUGGAUGUCCAAGCUACGUCAUUCAGGCUGUGAUGCAAUCAAAGUGCAUUGUCUGUCAUUCAUUUUCUGCUCCAUGCACAUUUAGUUAGACAGGGAUAUAAAGUCCCAAACGGGGGUCAGAUGUAUGAACAAAGCACUUUGUAUACAUAUGGUAAGUACAGUAGAUGGCUUAAUUAAAAAAAACCACUUAUAAAAUUGGCUUAGGACUGUAUUUGUUGGGCUUUUAUUCUUUUUAAUACAGCAGAGUGACUGAAACUAAUUCAGACUUUUUUUCCCCCCCAAUAUCCACUAAGGUAGUGUU
Poecilia reticulata (guppy) is the source of this 1656-nucleotide messenger RNA. It is a transcript of the gene aktip, whose product is annotated as akt interacting protein. The record is from RefSeq and is a predicted model, not a curated record. Lineage: Eukaryota; Metazoa; Chordata; Actinopteri; Cyprinodontiformes; Poeciliidae.